UAUAAAGAAUUUUAAGGAAAGAAGUAAAAGAAAAAAAGAAAAAAAAAUCCUUUCCUAACCAACUGUUUUAAUGGCGACUACUGAUCACCACCUCAAAGAUUCAUCAAGCUCAUCACCAUCAUCAGUUGUGGUAGUGAUGGUUCCAUUAUUAGCUCAAAGCCAUCUCAACCACCUCCUUCAACUCUCCCAUGUCGUUUCCUCAUACAACAUCCCUGUCCACUACGUUAGCUCUACUCUCCACAAUUCUCAAGUCAAGUCUCGAUCCAUAAACCCUCUUAGAGAAUUAACAAAAAUCCAUUUUCAUAACUUCCCAUUAAUCCGAACUACACCAUUCCCACCCAACGUCUGCUCCGGAACAAAGUUAUCCGAAACCAUCAAGCUCCUCCGCGAGCCAGUCGCUGCACUUCUCCGAUCACUCUCUUCAAACGUGAAACGACUUGUCGUUGUUCACGAUGCUCUGAUGACAUCAGUGGUUCAAGAUUUUGUUUCUCUACCAAACGCAGAAGCCUAUGCUGUCAAUUGUGGCUCUGUUUUCCCAAUGUUCACCUACGCGUUCGCUGCCAUAGGACAGUACGACAUCAUCCCAAUAAAGAAUAUUCCCUCUGUGGAAUCUUGUUACACUCAUGAGUUCUAUGAAUUUAUAAAACGUGAGUUUAAACAGAUGAAAAGUCAGGUUGGUCAGCUCCACAACUCUUGUAAGGCUAUCGAAGGCUCUUUUCUUGAACAUGUAGCAAACUACGUACUCAAAGGAGAGUAGAAGAUCUGGGAUGAUGACAAGUACUUACUGGAGUGGUUAGACAAACAAGAGCUCAACAGUGUCUUGUAUGUAUCUUUUGGAACAACUACUACUUUUUC
This is a messenger RNA of Humulus lupulus (European hop), 855 nucleotides long. RefSeq names its product zeatin O-glucosyltransferase-like. The transcript has a single exon. Lineage: Eukaryota; Viridiplantae; Streptophyta; Magnoliopsida; Rosales; Cannabaceae. Bases 71 to 757 code for a protein of 228 amino acids. The record is from RefSeq and is a predicted model, not a curated record.